CAAGAGACAGAGAGAUAAAGAGAGAGAGUCUGAGUAAAAACCCAAAAAAAAAAAAAAAACAACAACAACAACAACAACAAACAGAGUACCAUCCCCAGAAAAACCCUAACCCUAACCCUAAUUCCUAAAAUACUACAUCCACAACCAUGGAACCCGAGGGCUCGCCCUCGCGCCCAAUGAUCGACGAGAUCCACUCCAAUGGCGGAAUCAACCUCUGCGACGGCGACGUCGACGACGAGCCGAGCAUCGACGACACCACCACCACCACAACCAACAAUCGGCCAAUCAUUAGCAGCGGCGAACAGCUUGACGUGGAGGCCUACGGGGGCCUCUACCAGGGGCGGACGAAGAUCAUGCGGCUCCUCUUCAUCGCCGAGAACUGCGAGGGCAACCCUGCGAUGCGAUUGGAGGCCCUUCGCAUGGCUCACGAUGAGAUCAAGAAGGGAGAGAAUACUCAGCUUUAUAGAGAAGUGGUCCAGAAGAUUGAUGGCGAGCUCGGGCCUAACUAUGCCAUGGACUCAGCCUGGUGCGACUCUGUCGACCGCAGGGCUGACCAGAAGAAGGAGAAGCUCGAGAACGAGCUCAAUGCCUAUAGGACAAAUUUGAUCAAAGAAAGCAUAAGAAUGGGAUACAAUGAUUUUGGAGAUUUUUAUUAUGCUCAUGGUGCACUCGGGGAUGCUUUUAAGAGUUAUGUUCGUACUCGUGAUUAUUGUACUACAUCAAAACACAUCAUCCAUAUGUGUUUGAGUGCAAUUCUGGUCAGCAUUGAGAUGGGUCAAUUCACCCAUGUGACAAGCUAUGUCAGUAAAGCAGAACAAUCACCAGAGGCCCUUGACCCAAUUACAACUGCAAAACUACGGUGUGCUGCAGGAUUGGCUCACUUGGAGGCUAAAAAAUACAAGCUUGCUGCUCGUAAGUUCUUGGAAACAGGUUCUGAAUUGGGAAGUCACUACAAUGAAGUCAUUGCACCUCAAGAUGUUGCAACAUAUGGCGGACUUUGUGCACUGGCAAGUUUUGACAGGGCAGAGUUGAAGAGCAAAGUUAUAGACAACGUCAACUUCCGGAACUUUUUAGAGUUAGUGCCUGAAGUAAGAGAGCUUAUCAAUGAUUUCUACUCAAGCCACUAUGCCUCAUGCUUGGAUUACCUUGGAAAUCUCAAAGCAAAUUUGCUGCUUGACAUCCAUUUGCAUGACCAUGUUGAGACGCUGUAUGAUCAAAUCCGCAACAAGGCCCUCAUCCAGUAUACACACCCAUUUGUCUCUGUUGAUUUGCAAAUGAUGGCAAAUGCCUUCAAAACAACUGUUGCAGGGCUGGAGAAAGAACUUGAAGCUUUGAUCACAGACGACCAAAUACAGGCUCGGAUUGACUCACACAACAAAAUUCUGUAUGCACGUCAUGCAGAUCAAAGGAAUGCAACUUUCCAGCGAGUUUUACAGACUGGUAAUGAAUUUGAUCGGGAUGUUAGGUCAAUGCUGCUGAGAGCAAAUCUUAUUAAGCAUGAAUACAAUCUUAGGGCGGCAAGGAAACAUUGAAUUUCAGUUUCAGAAGGAAUAGGGUAGUAUGACCAAGACUUUUCUCUUUUAGGUUUUUUUUAUAAAUUGUGCUUGGUCGUUUAGUAUGAUUAAGUGGGGUUCUGAAUACCCUAAACAAGAUGGGCUUUGUGCUGGUGGUGAUUUGCAUUUUCAGGAGUCCAGGAUACAAAUUUAUUCCAACAAUUUAUAAAUAUUAAUGGUUACUGUUUUGUAUAUGCUCGUAUUUAUCUUAUAAAGCUCUCCCAGAGCCUUCGGCCA
Messenger RNA from Quercus robur (English oak), 1790 nucleotides. RefSeq names its product COP9 signalosome complex subunit 1. The transcript is spliced from 6 exons. The record is from RefSeq and is a predicted model, not a curated record. Gene Ontology annotation, cellular component: COP9 signalosome. Bases 147 to 1532 code for a protein of 461 amino acids. NCBI's taxonomy places the organism in Eukaryota, Viridiplantae, Streptophyta, Magnoliopsida, Fagales, Fagaceae.